This is a messenger RNA of Pimephales promelas (fathead minnow), 1576 nucleotides long. It is a transcript of the gene usp18, whose product is annotated as ubiquitin specific peptidase 18. The record is from RefSeq and is a predicted model, not a curated record. NCBI's taxonomy places the organism in Eukaryota, Metazoa, Chordata, Actinopteri, Cypriniformes, Leuciscidae. Gene Ontology annotation, molecular function: cysteine-type deubiquitinase activity. Gene Ontology annotation, cellular component: nucleus; cytosol. Gene Ontology annotation, biological process: protein deubiquitination.
GUGUGAACUAAAUAAUUAUACUGUGACGUAUAGGUCGUUAUUUAAUUUAGUUAACUAAUAAGACCUUAUUGUAAACUGUGUUAACUAAGGUUGUUUUAAAAUGUUGCCUAAUUAUGUAUUCUAAAUUGCGUGUUAGUUUCGUACCGUGACUGACAGAAACUGACGCGUGAAUUGAAAGUGAAAGUAAAAUCAGCCGUUUAUGUCUGAAACUCGACUGACUGUUGCUACGAGUAACCCGGGAGCUGAAGUAUCUUUGAGGAAGCUGUCCACCACUGAGAAGCUGUCAUAUGGGAGAGUUCUGGAGUAAAAUGUCUUAUCGACAAUACAGACGCUUCACAUAUUGCAGCUAUUAUGUUGAUGUUUCAGAAGUGAGAGGUCUUUUCAACUACAGUCUGUCCUGUUGUGUGAAUUCUCUGCUUCAGUCCUUCUCUGCCACCACUGAACUACUGGACAUACUGAACAAAUGGUGUCCAUCUGAGGAGAUUGAACAGAGUAACAUCCCACAGCGGUUAAAGAAUGCCCUAUUAGCCAUGAGGGAUAAAUCACAUCCUGCUCCGCACAAAGACUUCCUGGACAGCCUCUACCGUCACGCCAUCCGCCGAGGCACUCAACAGGAUGCGGAUGAAAUCUUCCACAUUAUCCUCAAUCUCAUUCAGAAACAGAUCUCUGAUCUUGGCUUGGCUCAGGAAAUCCGCAGUCUCUAUGAGAUAAAGGUGGAGACACAGGUGCAAUGUUCACAUUGCUCAUUCAUUCAACGAGAGCCCAACUCUCUUUUCAGCCUUCCUCUGGCAAUUAGUGAAAAGGAAAACACCCUGGAGAGCUGCAUAAACUCUUUUUUCCAGUCUCAAAACCUGGUGAAUGGUGACAAGUAUCACUGUAACCAGUGUGAACAGAAGCAGCCAUCCACUCAUGGACUGAAACUCGUCUCAUUGCCUCUGAUCCUGUGUGUCCACUUGAAAAGAUUCAGAAACGAUCGUGGCGUCACCAGGAAGCUCGACAGCAAAGUCACCUUCCCUGAUUAUUUUAAAUCAGGCAUUUUUGCUGCAGGACAACCAGAAAAUGUUGCGAAUGAUUCUCCCAGGGCUGAUGAGCAUUACAGUCUCUAUGCAGUAAUAGUUCAUAUAGGAUCUGCUAUGUUUGGUCACUACACUGCUUACAUCAGGCCAGUUCAGGAGGACCAGACGUGGUACUAUGCCGAUGACUGUUCCGUGCGACCAGCCAAAUGGGCAGACGUGCAGAGCACAUAUGAAGGAAGCAACGCGGCCUACUUGCUUCUGUACAGGAAGAAGAGCUGCAAUUCAUCUGGAUAACGGUUGGGAACACUAGCCUACAGUCAAUGACUGGACACUAUAUGGUUUAAUGCAGAGGAAUAUUCUAAGAAUAGGACCAAAGUCUAUUUAUAUUUUGUGUAUAAGUAUGAAGAGAGGUGUGUGAGAAUGUAAAUCAGUAUAAUUAUUUUCAUGUUGAAUGGGGUUGAUGUAGGACGGUAUUUUGGACUGGAUUAAGCUAUUUUGGAAGUGAUUAUAUUGUGGCGUUUAUAGAUGCUGUUCAAUAAAAAUAAUAUGUUUAAAAAUAA